Molecule: messenger RNA, 1422 nt
Organism: Psylliodes chrysocephalus
Lineage: Eukaryota; Metazoa; Arthropoda; Insecta; Coleoptera; Chrysomelidae
Source: the annotation of a GenBank genome assembly
AAAGAGAUAGACAUAUCGAUUCAAUUUUGAAAUAUUUACUAUCUAUCAGUUAGUUGUUAGGAUUAAAAUAAGAAACAUCGAGUGUUUUCGAUGAGUUGUCCGGCAUUUUCACAUGAUAGUGCACAAGAUGGAGAACAGCUGGAUGAUGAAUGUGGAAUGCUAUAUGGAGAAUACUUGAUGUUGGAUAAAGUAUUAGGAGCUCAAAGACCACUAGGAGAAGCUAAUAAUGAGCCGGUCCACGAUGAGCAUUUAUUUAUCGUUACGCACCAAGCGUACGAGCUAUGGUUUAAACAAAUAAUAUGGGAGCUGGAUUCAGUACGAGCCGUUUUCAAAUCGAUAUUAGAAGAAUCUCAAACAUUAGAAAUUUUAAAAAGAUUGAAUAGAGUGGUUCUUAUAUUAAAGGUUCUCGUCGACCAAGUGAUGAUACUAGAAACGAUGACGCCUCUGGAUUUCAUGGAGUUCAGAAACUAUCUGAGGCCCGCUUCGGGAUUUCAGAGCUUACAGUUCAGACUGCUCGAAAACAAAUUAGGAGUUCGGCAAGACAACCGUGUGAAAUACAACAGGAACUAUGCCAAAGUCUUCGGAAAUGACGAGGAGGCAAUCAAGAGAAUAGAGCAAUCCGAGGCAGAGCCGUCACUAAAGGAUUUAGUGCAAAAUUGGUUGGAGAGAACGCCCGGUUUGGAGAUAGAAGGCUUUGACUUUUGGGGGAAAUACCAUAAAUCAGUUAAAGUGAUAUUGAACGAGGACAGAGAAAAGGCAAACAAAGAAGAAAACGAGACUCUAAAAAGGCAUAAAUUAAACGAAUUAGAGCACAGGAUAGAGGUGUACGAAUCGAUUUUCAGAGCGGAAAUUCACGAUGCCUUAGUGUCGAGAGGGGAACGACGGUUUUCGCAUAAAGCUUUACAAGGUGCCAUCAUGAUUAACUUUUACAGAGAUGAACCUCGAUUCAGUCAACCCCAUCAGAUUUUGACGCUGCUAAUGGAUAUCGAUUCUUUAAUCACAAAAUGGAGGUAUAACCACAUGCUGAUGGUUCAAAGAAUGAUUGGUUCAUCACAACUGGGUACAGGUGGUUCUUCGGGAUAUCAAUAUUUAAGGUCAACACUGAGUGACCGAUACAAGGUGUUCGUCGAUUUAUUUAAUCUGUCAACAUUCUUAAUACCCAGAUCGUACAUACCAGUUCUAGACGAGGCCACGAAGAACCAUCUGUGCUACUGGGGUCCUUUGAAGCAAACAAAAACUGAAGUCCUAAAGGAACAAAAUGGAAAAAAUCCUUUGUUGGAUUCUAUUUGAUGGAUUUUAUUAAAAAUAUGAAUGCGUUUUAUACAUUUUUUAAAAAACAAGUGUUUGAUUAUAUUAAUAGUCAACUGGUAAGAAAUUAUAUGAAUGUUGUCAUUUGCAAUCGUUAUAUAUAAUUAGUUAAAU